Molecule: messenger RNA, 2117 nt
Organism: Arachis ipaensis
Lineage: Eukaryota; Viridiplantae; Streptophyta; Magnoliopsida; Fabales; Fabaceae
Product: DNAJ heat shock N-terminal domain-containing protein
Molecular function (GO): nucleic acid binding; zinc ion binding
Source: RefSeq, a predicted model, not a curated record
ACUAUGAGGUUCUCGGCCUCCCCCGUGACUGCACUCCGGAGGAGAUCCGCUCCGCCUACCGCCGCCUAGCCCUGCAGCGCCACCCCGACAAGCUGGUCCAAUCAGGUAUCUCCCAAUCGGAAGCCACUGCGCAGUUUCAGGAGCUUCAGCACGCCUACGAGGUCCUCUCUGAUCCCAAAGAACGCUCCUGGUACGACUCUCACCGCUCUCAGAUCCUCUUCUCCGAUCCCGACACCCUCCGCAACUCCUCCGUCCCCGACCUCUUCUCGUUUUUCUCCAAUACCGUCUUCUCCGGCUACUCCGAUUCCGGUAGAGGCUUCUACAAGGUGUAUUCUGAUGUUUUCGAUAAGAUUCACGCUAAUGAGAUCAAUUUCGUAAAGAAUUUAGGGUUAGGUGUUGAUUCCAUUAGACAAGCUCCUGUUAUGGGUAAUUUAGAUAGCCCUUACGAGCAGGUUACUGCGUUUUAUGGUUAUUGGUUAGGGUUUUCGACUGUUAUGGAUUUUUGCUGGGUUGAUGAGUAUGAUGUUUCGGCCGGUCCGAACCGGCGGUCGCGGCGGCUUAUGGAGGAAGAAAAUAACAAGGUAAGGAAGAAGGCGAGGAGGGAGUACAAUGAUACUGUGAGGAGAUUGGCUGAGUUUGUGAAGAAGAGGGAUAAGAGGGUGAUUGAUAUGAAGAUGAAGAAGGAGAAGGAGGAGUUGAAGCGGAAGGAGGAGCAGAAGGAGAAGAAGAAAAGGUUGGAAAAGGAGAGGAGGGAGAGGGCAAUGGCAUACGAGGAGCCAGAGUGGGCGAAGGUGGAUGAGGGCGAGGACGGGGAGGAUGAUUUGUGGUUUGAGGAGGCAGAGGAGGGGGGGAAGAAGGGUGGUGAGAAGGAGUUUUAUUGUGUGUUGUGUGGGAAGAAGUUCAAGAGUGAGAAGCAGUGGAAGAACCAUGAGCAGUCCAAGAAGCAUAAGGAGAAGGUUGCUGAGUUUAGGGAUUCGAUUGAGGAUGAGGAUGAGGAGGUUGCUAUGGACGAUUUGGAGAGUGAGAUUGAGGUGGAAGGAAGAGAAGAGAAGGAAGGGUUGGAGAGUGAGGAGGAUGCUGAUCACGUGGUUGAGGAUUUGGAGGAGAGGAUUAGAGAUAGUCUUAAUGUUGCAGAGGAGAGCACUAGAAAUGGAGUCGAGCCUGAUGAUGAUGACGAGGAAGAAUUUUAUGAUGCUUCACAUGAAAAGGAAGGCAAUGUGGUUAGUGUGUCUGUAGAUGGUGAUGAUGAUGAUGAUGAAAUUGGUGCUCUUGAAGCAAUGAUUGCAGGUCACAAGAGCAGAAAGCCACAUGCUUCAACACGCAAGCCCAAUGCCCCAGUGCCUCCAACUCAAAUUGAGAAUGAGGAUGAUGGGGUUGGCCCUAUGGAAUACAAAAACCGGAAGGGCGCAAGAAAGAAACGCGGAUCCAAGAAAGAAAAGGGUAGGAAAAAUCCAGAAGAAUCCCGCACAGCAGCCGUCAAUGGCGAUGAAGAGCAUAAUAACAACAACGAUGAUGGGAAUGGCAAUUCUCAUGCAGAGGAGUCUUCCUUCCAAUUUAACGUGGAGAAUGUGAUUAAUGGUAAAGAGAACGGGCAUGAUGGUAGAGAUAAGACUUCAAAUAAACCAGCUGAUAAGAGAGGAGAUGCAAAGGACACAAAAUCCAAAGCUAAAACUUCAUCAAAAGGAAGAAAAGCCAAGGGUGCGUCAAAGAAUCAUGGCAAUACUUGCGAGACCUGUGGAGAGGAGUUUGAGUCAAGGAAUAAAUUACAUAAACAUCUUGGCGAUUCUGGGCAUGCAAAAAUAAAAGGUAGAUAGGGAGUAGGAAAUUAUUGAAUUCAAGCCUUCCCUCGAGUAGUGUUGUUAGGGCUCCAGGAUUCCAGCUAUUUAUUAGCAUCAGUUAUUGGUGGUCCAUUCUUUAAUUCUUACAUUUCUGAUAACUUGAAUUAAGCCUUCGGCAGAACUGAAGGCAUUCUGUAAUUUUGCCAAAGUUCACCAUUUUGCCAUCCUUGUUAAAAAGGAAAACUAGUGAUUACAUUGUAAACUUAUUAUCAUCUAACAGAAAAUAUAAAUGAGUUAUUAUCGGUUGAUUAUAGUAAUGAAAAUUGGAAGUCUACAACA